AUGGCCAAUAUUUUAUUAUUCUUUUUCUUUUGCUUAGCAGCCAAUGAUUACAGGGUUGAUGGUACUACGUUACCCAUAUCUACAACAGAAGAAGACGAAAUAAAGAGACAUCUGAACCUCAUCAACAAGCCUCCCAUUAGGAGCUUCCAAACGGAACAAGGUUAUAUUGUUGAUUGUAUUGAUAUCCACAAGCAACCAGCUUUUGACCAUCCUUUCUUGAAAAAUCAUAAGCUUCAGAGAAAGCCAACUUUUCUAGAGAGAAGGAAGCAUGCUUUUUAUUAUGUAACAAAUAAAACACUAGAUUUUGUGUUAGAGAAAUUCUCUUGUCCAAAAGGGUAUGUUCCUAUCCGUAGAACAUCUAAAGAUGACCUUAUUAAUGAAAUCAAAACCACUUCUUUUGCUCAUCAUCACUUGGCUCAAAGCUUCCCAGGAAAUCAUCUUGUAGCAAUGAUAAUGGACAAUAGAGAGGAUGGGUAUAUGGGAGUUAAUGGCCACAUCAAUGUUUAUCAACCAAAAGUAAGGAAGUAUCAAAUGAGUAUUGCUCAAAUUGCGGUUCAGAACGGUGAAUCUAAUGGAAUUAACACAAUCCUUUUUGGGUGGCAGGUGUCCCCGCAAAUUUAUCACAACAAAUUAACACACGUUUUCGUUCUAUGGACGUCGGAUUCAUUCAGGACAACAGGAUGUUACAAUAUGAUGUGUCCAGGUUUUAUACAGAUUGAUCCUCAUUUCACUAUUGGCCUCCCUAUCAUUAAUCUCUCUACUUAUGAAGGCCCACAAUUCGAAAUUUCUUUGUCAAUUUCACAGGAUUCCCAAACAAAAAACUGGUGGCUAGUAGCACAAAACAGACACAUUGGAUAUUUUCCAGCAGCAUUAUUCUCAAACUUGUCAACGGCCAAUAGAGUUGGUUGGGGUGGCAGAGUUUCUGGUGUUAUGAAGGGUCAGAGUCCACCCAUGGGCUCCGGUCACUUCCCAGAUGGGGACCUGACACAUGCCUGUUUCAUCAGAAAGAUUUCAUAUGUUGUGUCUGAUGGCUCAACCGAGGAACCGGUUCAGGAUGUUCCAAAACUUGGGGGUGAUAAUCCUCAAUGCUAUGGCCUCAAAUAUUUUGGCUUUUUGGAUCCCCAAAAUAGAUUCACCCUUCAGUUUGGGGGCCCUGGUGGAUCUUGUGCCAUAUAAAUUAAAUGUGAAACAAAUAUCAUAUAUGUAUAAUUAAUGUAUUCUUGGAUCAAUAAUAAUGUUGGUUCUCAUUCUUAUUUUUAAUUCUUGCAAUAAA
Messenger RNA from Arachis duranensis, 1273 nucleotides. RefSeq lists its product as uncharacterized. The coding region runs from base 1 to 1176 and encodes 391 amino acids. Lineage: Eukaryota; Viridiplantae; Streptophyta; Magnoliopsida; Fabales; Fabaceae. The transcript has 7 exons. The record is from RefSeq and is a predicted model, not a curated record.